UGUUCUACCGCGAGGUUUGAGAGAUUUUUGCCAGUGCUUCGCCUCUUCCUUUGGCAGACGCACCUGGACAGCCACCUCUUUGCACAAACCACUUGAAAUUGGUUCAGUAUUGUUUAUUUGUGUUCCAUUUUAUAUAAGUACCAUUUUGACGGUUCUACCCACCAAAGAUGCUGAAAGAACAACUUGCAACAGAGGAUCAAUAUGCCAUUAGCAUUACAGACAUCCCAGACGAUCAACCGCCAAGCUAUAAGACUUUUCCCUCCAACUCCACCUCUCCACCUCCUUAUCCGACAUCGCCAGGAGCUGACAUUCAUCCUGCAGGAAUCUCCGCUCUUCCACCACCUGAGAAGUCCGCGAUGGCCCAGGCUGUUCCUGCCGAUCAACACGUCCCGGAUAUGGAAUCAAUUGCGACUAUUCCUCCUGGACUUUGUCCGGUUUGUCGGAAAGGCCAGAUCAUCGAAAGGCCCACCUGGUUGACCUGGCUCCUAUGUGUCUUGCUGUCCCCUUGCCUCAUCGUGCCCGGGGUAUUGGCCUUCUUCUUCUGCUGCAGGGCACCAGUGUGUGACUUCUGCCAUUUUCAAUUUUAGGACGACUGCAGGAUGUCAUUCUGAGGACUUUGUUGUUCUGUGACAAUUUAUUUUUUACCUUUUAUUUUUGUAUUCAUUUACUUGGUCUUUUUGAACAGUUGAUGGAACUAUUUUUCUUUUAUUUUCAGAUGUUUUGAAAUCAGUUUAAGUAAUGACACACUGGUGUACCUGCAAUCGCAUUAUGAGAUAUUCUCCAUGACAUGUUAUUAGAAUAUAUUUUUUAAAGGUGUAAGCCACAUUUUCAUAAUGACUGCAAAUAAAGACCGUCGUUUGAU
This is a messenger RNA of Macrobrachium nipponense, 862 nucleotides long. RefSeq lists its product as uncharacterized. NCBI's taxonomy places the organism in Eukaryota, Metazoa, Arthropoda, Malacostraca, Decapoda, Palaemonidae. The transcript is spliced from 4 exons. The record is from RefSeq and is a predicted model, not a curated record. Bases 168 to 587 code for a protein of 139 amino acids.